AGAGACUCCUUGGGAAAACGCGAGCGCGACCGCCUUCCUCGUGGGCGCCUCCCCCUUAGCUGCCCGAAGCCCGCCUGCGCCCGCCUGAGCCCGCCUCCCCAAGCCGCGAGCGAGGCGGGUCUCCGUCUGCAGCGGCCCGAGGCGCGGCGGCAGCUGACCCAGGCUGAGGCCUGACCUGCUAGCGAGAGGAAACUCUGCUACAUUUUGUUUCGUUCGUGGUUUUGCAUAGCCUGAAACUUUGUGAUUGGGUUAAUCGCGGGACCUCCGCGAAAAGGACCCAUUUAUUUAUUUUUUUUUCCAAAAUGGCAGCCUCCAGCCGCGCGCAAGUGUUAGAUCUGUACCGGGCGAUGCUGAGAGAGAGCAAGCAUUUCAGCGCCUACAAUUACAGAACUUAUGCUAUCAGAAGGAUAAGAGAUGCCUUCAGAGAAAAUAAGAAUGUAAAAGAUCCUGUAGAAAUUCAGACUCUAGUGAAUAAAGCCAAAAGAGACCUGGGAAUGAUUCGUCGACAGGGUCACUUGCAAUCACGAGCUCCACUUCCAUGCCACCUGUAUCCCAGCUGUACUGAAACAGCUCUUGCUAAGGUCCACAUUGGCCAAAUGUAUGCAACUGACAAGCUUAUCAUUGAGAGUCAAGAGAAGCCCAAGACCUAAAGACCACCACCAGCCACCAUCUGCAACCGUGGACCACCUUCCACAUCCAUUCUGUGCUUAGGGUGGGGGCUCCCAACAGACCAUGAGCGUCCCCUUGCAUCAACUUAAAACAAUAACCUCCUGCUCAGCCUGCCCUGUAGAAACUGAUAAAUUGAGUGAGGUUUCCAUUCUUCUACAGCCUUAGUGGGAAAAGGUGGCUGUCUUUCCUUGGUUCAAGUGUCAGAAUGAAGAGCUGGUGCUCACUCAAAUUAAUGUCGUGUAUUAUUGUGUCUCCUCUCCACCGCGCCCCUCUUUAGUAGCUCAUCACCACUUGUACAGAGCAUCUCCACACUUUCUUAGUCCUUAACAAUAAACAGAAUUGUCUCCCUAAGCCUGCUACACCAGAUAAAGCACUUUCCUUUCCUGCUGCUGUAUGUCCUACAGAAGGCGAUACAGGGACCAGGAGGGGAGGCUCCAACCCUGAGCUGAGUCCUCCCUUUGAAAGCAAGUCUAGGACAGAAGAGAUUUGGGGGAUGGCAGGAAAGAGGGCCGGGCUGAAGGGCAGAGGGUGCACCCUGCAAUUGACACCUGGGCACAACACAACCACAAGGAUGGCAAGUAGGUAGAAACACACCUAUAGACAGGGAACUCCACACCCUGGCUGCUCAGAGAGCUCUGAGGAUCCAUACUUCCUGGGAGCAGAAUCUCAAGGCCCACCUCAACCUUCUGAAUCAGACCGGUCCCAGGUGCAGUGGAGGUAACUCCAAUGCACCUAAAGUUCAAGAAGAGCUGCUAUCAGCAUUGCUUCCCAGUGCUGCCAAAGUUCACCUACUGAGUCAGAAUCUCCUGGAGAUUUUGAGAGGUUUAAAAAAGAAAUUUCUCAGUGCUUCCCUCCCCUUGGAUUCUGACUUAGUAAAGAGUGAAGCACAAUAAUUUAAAUUUAUAUGUACAUUUUUUAAAGCUCUCCUUGUGCUUUCAAUGUUUAGUCAGCUCGGGAAACUCCGCUCUUUGAGUAUGUUACAGGUAAAAGAAAAUUGAAUGGAUUUGUCCUUGGAAAUAACAUCAGUUUAAAACAUAGGAAGAAGGUAUUAAAUAACUUACUUCUGGAGAUUUUA
Phyllostomus discolor (pale spear-nosed bat) is the source of this 1744-nucleotide messenger RNA. It is a transcript of the gene LYRM4, whose product is annotated as LYR motif containing 4. The record is from RefSeq and is a predicted model, not a curated record. Gene Ontology annotation, biological process: iron-sulfur cluster assembly. The transcript has 4 exons. Bases 303 to 650 code for a protein of 115 amino acids. Gene Ontology annotation, cellular component: L-cysteine desulfurase complex; mitochondrion. NCBI's taxonomy places the organism in Eukaryota, Metazoa, Chordata, Mammalia, Chiroptera, Phyllostomidae.